Racocetra persica is the source of this 546-nucleotide messenger RNA. NCBI's taxonomy places the organism in Eukaryota, Fungi, Glomeromycota, Glomeromycetes, Diversisporales, Gigasporaceae. The record is from the annotation of a GenBank genome assembly.
AUGGUUGAAAUUGUAAAAAGUAAAGAAAUUUUGAGAAAUUCGAUCAACCUUAUUUGGAAAGCAACUGGUAGAAAAGUUGUUACUGUUACUUUCAAUAACCAGUUACGCUUAGCGACUAUUUCAUUAGAUAAUGGAACCAACGUUACCGUAAAUUUAGAAAGAAUUGUUGAUAAUAAGAACGUUUCAAAAUAUCAACUAUACAAUAAAAGUGUUAGUGACAACUCAGAAUAUGACCAAAAUAUAGAUAAAUUGAUUAAUGUUGUCUCUGAAAUGUUUAAUCAAUCAAAAAAUAGUAUGCAAGCCGACGAUGUUGAAAAUGUAUGCCAACUUAAUAAUAAACGCAUUAAUAUUAAUAACCAGAAAAAAAGGAGAGAAAAGGAAAUAUCUGAAACUUUUGUGUCUCAAGACCCAACAAAAAUAUUUGAAAUGUACUCUCAGCCUGUUAACAAAUAUUUCAAUAAAGCCUCGAUAUCAUCAUUAGAACCAGAACUAUUGCUAAUGCUAAUGAAAGAUAUUAAUAGUUGCACCUCUUAUCUUCGAAUUUGA